AUGAAUACCUACUUAAAUACUUAUUUCUUCGAAAGAUCAACCAAUGGGUUCUUAUUUGACAAUCAUAUUGGAACUGGCCCUUCCAUAUGUGAUACAAAUGAAUUGACAAUGGUUAAGACUGGCACCACAAUCGUGGGGGUUGCUUGUAAUGAUUGCGUAGUUCUUGGCGCAGAUACUAGAGCAACCAAUGGCCCUAUAGUUGCAGAUAAGGAUUGUGACAAGAUACAUCGGCUUUCAGACAAUAUCUUUGCUGCUGGGGCAGGAACGGCUGCUGACCUUGAUCAUGUGACUUCUCUUAUUGAAGGGAAUCUAGAGUUACAGAAACUACAAAUGAAUCGAAAACCCAGAGUGGCGAAUGCAGUUUCUAUGCUUAGUAAUCACUUAUAUAAAUAUCAAGGUUAUGUUGGUGCCCAUUUAAUAGUUGCAGGGUCUGAUUCUACCGGAAAUUAUGUAUUUCAAGUUUCAGCAAAUGGUUGUAUUAUGCAGUUGCCUUUCACGUCCAUGGGGAGCGGUUCACUGUGUGCGAGAUCGAUAUUGGAAGCAAGAUAUAGAGAUGGCCUAACAGAGAAUGAGUGUGUAGAAUUAGUUUCAGCAGCGAUCAGGGCAGGGAUCUAUAAUGAUCUCUAUAGCGGAAGUAACGUGAAUAUUCUCGUCAUCAAAAGCAAUUCUGUCAAACAUUUUAGACAUUUCGAUACAGAUGCUAGUGAAAGAAUCUACCGUCAGCCAAAACCCAUUUCAUUCCCUAUUGGGACGACUCCUAUCAUUUCAGAAAAGACGGAGGAUUUGAGUUCAUUCGUCGUAGAAAUAUCUGAAGCACAAAUAGAAGAUGAAAAUAUGGAUUAG
Messenger RNA from Cryptosporidium ubiquitum, 843 nucleotides. Its product is annotated as PUP1 proteasome subunit Beta type NTN hydrolase fold. Gene Ontology annotation, cellular component: proteasome core complex. The transcript has a single exon. The record is from RefSeq and is a predicted model, not a curated record. Lineage: Eukaryota; Apicomplexa; Conoidasida; Eucoccidiorida; Cryptosporidiidae. Gene Ontology annotation, molecular function: threonine-type endopeptidase activity. Bases 1 to 843 code for a protein of 280 amino acids.